Trichobilharzia regenti is the source of this 1218-nucleotide messenger RNA. The record is from the annotation of a GenBank genome assembly. Lineage: Eukaryota; Metazoa; Platyhelminthes; Trematoda; Strigeidida; Schistosomatidae.
UCCAAGGUUGGAGUUUUAUUAAAUUCUACAUCACUGUCUAAUUUUGAGGCUCUCAAAAAAGUGUCAAUGAAGUUAAGUUGCAUCGGAAAUCUAAUCCUUUGAAUUUUUGGCGGUCUUUGAAGGUCACGACAGUUCGUAUGUUGCCUCCUUUCGAAGGUUCAAACGUGAACGCCCAUUCUACAAAGACGACAGAGAAUAUUGAUACUGAUCAGUUUGGAUCAGAAAAGGCUACAAACUCAUCACAAUUCCUUAAACGAUCUAAGAUUAAAUGGACUAUCAGUGACAUCGAUAUCGGAAGAAAACUGGGUGAGGGUCGCUUUGGCUCCGUUUAUCUUGCCCGAGAGAAAGCUAGCCGAUUUGUCAUUGCUCUAAAGAUCUUGUCAAAAUCUCGACUUGUAAGUCAAGAGCUGAUGAAACAGGUUCAGCGUGAAAUUGAAAUACAAUCUCACUUGAAGUAUGUGUCUUAUUCAGUCGUUUCUUACAAACAGACAUCCGAAUAUUGUUCGUAUGUAUAGCUAUUUUUACGAUACCAAACGUAUAUAUAUGGUGCUCGAGUAUGUACCCAGAGGUGAACUUUCAAAAGAAAUCAGUCGUUUAGGUCACUUUGGGGAUGUCCGUGCCGCAACGUAUGUAUACCAGCUUUCAAAAGCUCUAUCUUACUGUCAUCAAAAUGAUGUCAUACAUCGGGACGUAAAACCAGAGAAUAUACUACUUGGGGCUCGUGGUGAAGUAAAAAUUGCUGAUUUUGGCAGUUCAGUACAUCUACCUGCUUCUCGACGCAUGACGACUUUCGGUACACUCAACUAUUUGGCCCCAGAAAUGUUUAACUUGGAGUGCGUCCAUGAUCACAGUGUAGAUAUUUGGAGUUUGGGGAUACUAACUUUUGAAAUGCUUACCGGUUACUUGCCUUUCGAUGGAGAGACCUUCGAAGAAAUCUCCGAGAAAAUUCAAACGGCUGUUGUUAUAUUUCCAAAUACAGUAACUUCAGAUGCAAAGGAACUUAUCAAUUGUAUGCUUAAAAAGUUGUCUAGUCAAAGAGUAUCCUUAAAUGAAAUUGAAAAUUAUGAUUGGAUUAAAGUAAAUUCGGAAUUUUCUGUGAGCCAAUGUAAAGCAGCCCUUCAAGAUUGGGAAAAUUCAAUUAAUCAGAAUUCUAUUUGUCCUUCAUCCUCUAGCUAUGAAAGUUCAUCUACAUUUAUCAACACGUAUUCUAACGAUUAA